Prorocentrum cordatum is the source of this 360-nucleotide messenger RNA. Lineage: Eukaryota; Dinophyceae; Prorocentrales; Prorocentraceae. The record is from the annotation of a GenBank genome assembly.
AUGAACUACUCAGCGUCCAAAUCAAAGAUCGCUUCGCCGAACACUUCCAGCACUGUGGACAUCGUGCACUUGGGUAACUUCGGCCGCUCCGUUAAGAACUCCGUCGAUGUGCACCUGGCUGGCGCGGCGACUCCCCCUCCCAAGUCAAGGCGGAUUGGGUAUCCGAGCGCUGCGCUUUCGUCGAUGGCAUCGCCAGGCGCCAGUGGACAUGGGCAGGCUGCAACGAGCCAUUCCGCAGAUGACGGCGACCCGCCAGCUCCUCCAAUCCCGACUCCCGUCGAGGAGGACGAUGCCCCCUUCGUCAUUGAUGGCCUCGAGCAGAGCCUUGAGCGCGUGAUGUUCGGGGAGACCGUGGGUUGA